AUCUUUUACACCAACAGCUCUACUACCGCCAGAACUCGGGAGACAAAAGAGUUCGCCGUGCGUGUCUUGAAUACUGUGGAGCGGAGGAAACUGCGCAGCGGCCAAAAACUCCUCUGGGAUUAAAAAAAAAAGGCUCUCACGCUUCCCUCCCAGUCCCCUGCUUCGACGAGAAUCCAUUCACUGCGAUGUCUGCCUAGCGGGGAAGAGGACUCCUUCAACCAGCGCGCGUCGCAGGCGGCUCGACUCUCCGAUGAAAGCAGAAGUUAUUUUCUGACCAACUCAGAGGCUAACAAGGGUUAAGUAGAGCUCAAGACUCCAAGGCAGCGUCCCUGCUCAAGACACCUCGAGAAUCAUGGAGCCGGAUACCACCGCGGGCGGGGCGGAGGAGCAGCACCAUGGAAACUACCUCCCGAAAGCGGCAGGUGAGACGGAGGCCCAGCAGGAGCCGGCUGCGGCAGAAGGCUCUGAGGAAGAGGAGGAGGAGUCCGAGGAGGAGUCAGACGAUGAAGAGCCUGGUUUCGAGAGGUGGAAGCCGAAGCCAAAGCCGAAGAAGACCUGUAAGGAGGUCAUGGCGGAUCUGAAGAAGUAUCUCUGGAACCCCGAAACCAGGGAGUUUAUGGGACGGUCUGGAAAAAGCUGGAGCCUCAUUAUCCUCUUCUACCUGGCUCUGUACUCCUUCCUGGCCGCCAUGUUUGCAGCCUGCAUGUGCGGCCUGUUGUGGAGCAUCAGCCCGUACAAUCCCACCUACAGCGACAGAGUGGUCCCGCCAGGCAUGAUGAUGUCGCCCAGCCUGAACGGCUUCGACAUCUCCUUCAACGCCUCGGACCGCAGCUCCUGGGAGAAGUACACGGAGGCCCUGCAGUCCUACCUGAGACCGUAUAAUGACAGCCUUCAAGAGGAGAGGAAUAUCGAUUGCCGUGAUAAAGAAGACUACUUCAGGCAGGACUUUCAGCCAGAGAGCGCUGAGCGCAAAGCCUGCUGGUUCAAAAGGUCCUGGUUGAAAGAGUGCUCGGGCGUCCAGGAUCCCGACUUCGGCUACUCUCAGGGAAAACCUUGCGUUGUGCUCAAGAUGAACCGGAUCCUGGGCUACCUGCCUGGAGAAGGCACUGCUAUCAACGUGACAUGCCAUGCUCAGAAAGGUGGACCAGAAAACCUUGGAGACAUACAGUUCUAUCCCGACAACGUCUUCAGCAAGAAGUACUACCCUUACUAUGGGAAACUGAGACAUGUGAACUACACAUCCCCGCUGGUGGCGGUGCAGCUCCCCAGCGUGCAGCUGGACGUCCCGCUGACGGUGCAGUGCAAGCUCAACGGCAAGGGCAUCAUCAACGACUCCCCGUACGACCGCUUCCUGGGCAGGAUCACCUUCACGCUCAGGGUCGGGGCCUGAGGACGCGGGGCUCUCCAGGCGGCUAGGGCUGG
Lepisosteus oculatus (spotted gar) is the source of this 1422-nucleotide messenger RNA. RefSeq names its product ATPase Na+/K+ transporting subunit beta 4 (gene atp1b4). Gene Ontology annotation, biological process: potassium ion transport; sodium ion transport; regulation of DNA-templated transcription. NCBI's taxonomy places the organism in Eukaryota, Metazoa, Chordata, Actinopteri, Semionotiformes, Lepisosteidae. Gene Ontology annotation, cellular component: nuclear inner membrane; sodium:potassium-exchanging ATPase complex. The record is from RefSeq and is a predicted model, not a curated record.